AUGGCAGCUACUAAAGUUACUCCAAGAAACCCAGAGGCCUACAAAAUUUAUUUUUAUAUUCCAAAUUUGAUUGGUUAUCUUCGUGUUUUCCUUUCACUUUUAUCUUUCUUUAUUUAUGAAUCAUAUCCAGGAACUGUGAUUGUUAUCUAUACAACAAGUUUUGUUUUGGAUGGUUUGGAUGGUAUUGCUGCUCGUCAUUAUAAUCAAUGUUCUAGAUUCGGAGCUGUUUUAGAUAUGGUCACUGAUCGUUUCAGUACUGCUGCUCUUGUUACCAUUCUUUCUAACUUUUAUCCAAAUUAUACUCCAUAUUUUGUCUUGUUGAAUAUUUUGGACUUUGUUUCACAUUGGUUCCGUAUGUAUGUCAGUUUGGUUAUUGGUACUGCUAGUCACAAGGAUGUUGAUUGGGACAGAAGUUACUUAUUGGCUUUAUAUUAUACUAACAAGACAUUCAUGGCUAUUUUGUGUGUUGGUAAUGAAUUGUUCUAUGUCUUUUUAUAUGCCAUUCAUUUCUAUCAAUUGAGUCAACUCUGGUUGAUUAUUGCUUUGGCUCUUCUUGUUCCAACAUGGGCUGGUAAACAAUUGAUGAACUUUAUUCAAAUGUACUGCAGUGCUAAUGAAUUGGUUGAAUUUGAAUAUGAAAAGGAUUCUCAUCAUAAGAAGAAUUAA
Messenger RNA from Naegleria gruberi, 666 nucleotides. RefSeq lists its product as uncharacterized. Gene Ontology annotation, molecular function: CDP-diacylglycerol-inositol 3-phosphatidyltransferase activity. The transcript has a single exon. The record is from RefSeq and is a predicted model, not a curated record. Gene Ontology annotation, biological process: phosphatidylinositol biosynthetic process. Gene Ontology annotation, cellular component: Golgi apparatus; membrane. The coding region runs from base 1 to 666 and encodes 221 amino acids. NCBI's taxonomy places the organism in Eukaryota, Heterolobosea, Eutetramitea, Acrasida, Naegleriidae.